AAAAGAGACUCCUCCACAACCACAAUGUUACAACCGCGAAUAUCUCCCCAAUUCCGCCCAAUUCUCCUUAACUUCCCCAAAAUCUGCACCCGAUGCCAUCAACGCCCCCUCCGCUAUCCAGCCCGCACUCGCACUUUCACUUCCACCACGGCCUUUCUCGCCGCCUCCCCAGAUGACGAACCCGAAUACAUCCCCAAACCCCUCGGCCGUCCGAUCGGCUUUAAGAAGCGUCCUACCAGUGGUAUUUUCAUCUUCCCCUCUAGUCCUCCACAAUCCGCUUCCACCCCCCAAACUCCUCCCAAACCCUCGCCCACCACUUGGAAAGAAUCCUUCAAACAGCGCAACCUCGCCAAACGCGAAGGCCUCAAGGAGGAGUGGUCAAAAUCUUAUUUCCAAGACUUCAAAAACAUCACAAAAUACCGAUCCGGCAAAACGUUUAUGGCGAACAAGCAGAUAUUCCGCCGAGAUGUGAGUCUGUAUUUUCCAAAUUUCACAGGCGAGACGUUGGCGAGUAGGGGGGUGCUAAGGGAUACAACGGAGGUGUUGGAGGGCAGGGUUAGUGUGGUAUGUGUGUUCAGUACGGAUUGGGGGGAGAAGCAAGCGAGGACUUUUACAGGGAAGAGCGAGAACCCGGGAUUGCAUGAGCUGUUAGAAGGGAAUGGGGACGUUGCGCAGAUGGUGGAGGUUAAUAUUGAAGAGAAUCCUGCCAAGGCGUGGAUUUUGAAGAUUGUGCUGUGGAGUCUGAGACGGCAGAAGAGGAAGGAGGAUUGGGGGAGAUAUUUUUUAGUUCGAAAGGGGGUUAGUGAUUAUUUGAGGGAGAAGAUUGGGUUGUUAAAUGGGCGGGUGGGAUAUGUAUAUUUGGUGGAUGAACACUGUAAGAUUCGGUGGGCGGGGAGUGCGAAUGCUGAGGGGACGGAGAAGGAUGAUCUCACGAGAGGAUUCAAGAGGCUGAUUGAGGAUUUCAAGAGAGAGAAUACGUCCCGGCCGAAAGCUAGGGCAGGUGAGGAAAGGGAGCUUGAACCGCAGGCUGUUAGUGCUGGAGCUUCGUAA
Messenger RNA from Lindgomyces ingoldianus, 1050 nucleotides. RefSeq lists its product as uncharacterized. Bases 25 to 1050 code for a protein of 341 amino acids. Gene Ontology annotation, biological process: mitochondrial proton-transporting ATP synthase complex assembly. The transcript has a single exon. The record is from RefSeq and is a predicted model, not a curated record. Gene Ontology annotation, cellular component: mitochondrial inner membrane. NCBI's taxonomy places the organism in Eukaryota, Fungi, Ascomycota, Dothideomycetes, Pleosporales, Lindgomycetaceae.